AACCUCAUCUCCUUCCUACCUACACCACACUCUCUCUCCCUCCUCCCUUUUCUAUAACUAAACACUCUUUCCAGAAAUGGUUACUCUUUUGCCUCUCUACCCAUACCCUUCUUCUUCUUUUCCUUCUCUCCCAAAUUCAAAACACAUCUCUGUCUUGAAACCAAAGCCGUCUCUCCAUUACCACAGACCAGUCUUUCUAGCAUCAAGCCACUCUAGCGAAGCCGAACCCGAAUUACCAGAGAGUGUGAAGAAUUUCUGGCAGUGGGGGUGCGAUGAAGGAGUGAUCUCAAAGAAGACACCCGUGAGACCCGGCAUUGUUCCAGAAGGUAUGGGAUUGGUUGCCACGAAAGACAUUGGGCGAAACGAGGUCGUUUUGGAGGUCCCGAAGAGGUUCUGGAUUAAUCCAGAUACGGUUGCGGAAUCGGAGAUUGGGAGCGUUUGUUCUGGGUUGAAGCCUUGGAUUGCUGUGGCUCUGUUCUUGCUGAGGGAGAAGUUUAGGGGUGGGGAUUCCAAGUGGAAAUUUUACCUUGAUGUUCUCCCGGAGUGCACCGAUUCUACUAUUUAUUGGUCAGAAGAGGAGCUUGCUGAGAUUCAAGGGACCCAGCUAUUGAGCACAACAAUUGGAGUAAUAGAUUAUGUGCAAAAUGAAUUCCAGAAAGUUGAAGAAGAAGUCAUACUUCCAAACAAGCAGCUCUUCCCUUUCCCUAUAACAUUGGAGGACUUCUUUUGGGUAUUUGGGAUCCUCAGAUCUAGGGCUUUUUCUCGCCUUCGGAAUCAAAAUCUUAUUUUGAUGCCAUUUGUUGACUUGAUCAACCACAGUGCUAGAGUUACCUCGGAAGAUCAUGCCCAUGAAGUUAGAGGACCAGCCGGUCUUUUCUCGUGGGACUACUUAUUUUCGUUGCGAAGCCCGCUAUCAGUGAAGGCAGGCGAGCAGGUAUUCAUCCAAUACGAUCUGAACAAGAGCAACGCUGAUUUUGCUCUGGACUAUGGCUUCAUUGAUUCGGGUGCAGACCGUGAUGCAUUUUCGCUUACACUGGAAAUUUCGGAGUCGGAUGAUUUUUACGAUGACAAGGUGGAUAUUGCAGAGUCGAACGGUUUAGGGGAAAUGGCUUACUUUGAUGUAAAGUUAGGCCAACCUCUUCCCCCACAAAUGCUGCCCUAUUUGAGGCUCGUGGCACUUGGGGGCACCGAUGCUUUCCUACUCGAAUCAAUAUUCAGGAACUCCGUUUGGGGCCAUCUGGAAUUGCCCAUUAGCCGCGCGAAUGAGGAGCUCAUAUGUAGAGUUGUGAGAGAAGCUUGCUCGUCUGCGCUUUCCGGCUAUCAUACCACUCUCGAAGAGGAUGAGAAGCUGAAAGAAGAAGGAAACCUGAGCCCAAGAGUUGAGAUAGCAGUUGGGGUUAGGGCAGGGGAGACGAAAGUGUUGAGACAGAUAGACAACAUCUUUAGAGAGAGGGAAGAGGAAUUGAAUGAAUUGGAAUACUACCAAGAGAGGAGACUCAAAGAUCUUGGUCUGGUUGGAGAACAAGGAGAAAUCAUCUUUUGGGAGCCUAAAUAGAUAGGAUAAGAGCCAUAUGCCAUCAAGAUUAAUGAUUGUCAUAGAAUCAAUCUUAUUCAUCCACCAAACAUUGGAAUGUACUAUAUAUCUAGUCCAGAUGCUCAAAUUUUGAAAUUUUUCACACAAUCUUUACUCAAUCUUAUGUUUCACCUCCA
Ipomoea triloba (trilobed morning glory) is the source of this 1710-nucleotide messenger RNA. Its product is annotated as ribulose-1,5 bisphosphate carboxylase/oxygenase large subunit N-methyltransferase, chloroplastic. Bases 77 to 1555 code for a protein of 492 amino acids. Gene Ontology annotation, biological process: peptidyl-lysine monomethylation. Gene Ontology annotation, cellular component: chloroplast. NCBI's taxonomy places the organism in Eukaryota, Viridiplantae, Streptophyta, Magnoliopsida, Solanales, Convolvulaceae. Gene Ontology annotation, molecular function: [ribulose-bisphosphate carboxylase]-lysine N-methyltransferase activity; protein-lysine N-methyltransferase activity; protein binding. The transcript has 6 exons. The record is from RefSeq and is a predicted model, not a curated record.